GACAUCAAAACGUAUUGAAAAAUAUAUUUACAAUUAAGUAAGUCAGAAGUUUAUUUACUGACACGUGUCAGUUUUUCUCUCGUACACAGUUAUUUGUAUACACAAUAAUUAUUGCUUUAUCAUUUGAAAUUAUCUGACGCGAAAAAUAUAUAAAGUUUAUAUGCCGCUUAUCGUUUAACACAGUGAAAGAAACAAUGCGUGUGCAUGUGCAGUUUAUUAUUAUUAUAUGUCGUAUAAAUGAUAUCUCCCCCAAAUUAUCCGAUAGACGAUAAUGAUAUCAUACAAACAGUGAAUCAGCAAUUCUUCUUCAUUUAAUCCCCCACUCUCUCCUCGGUGAGAGUCACUCGAGCACAGUGUCCGGCACUCAGUUACAUGCGUACGUGGUUGUAUAAUCGUGCCUCGACACACUACACAGGUAGUAGUCGCGGGAUCGUCAACGUUGCUCUCUCUUUCUUCCGCCACAGUAUCCAUCAUGAACAAUAAUCGUGUGGACGUAUACGUGCGCGAGGGAAAAUUAAUCGGUAUCGUCGACGAAAAUAUCCAUGGCGGUCAUUACGUCGCCUUCCGAGGAAUACCGUACGCGAAACCGCCGAUUGGCAAACUCAGAUUCAAGGAUCCGCUACCGCCGGAAAAAUGGUCCGGCGGCAGAGAUGCCUCGAAAUAUGGAAACGUCGCCGUUCAAUUUGAUUUACUAAAACGCGAAGUAAUAGGUGACGAAGAUUGCCUAUAUCUGAACGUAUAUACGCUAGAUAUCGUUAAAAAACGCCCAGUUAUGGUGUGGAUACACGGUGGCGGUUUUAGCCUGGGUUCCGGCGAUGCCUCGAUUUAUGGUCCAGAUUAUAUUGUUCAAAAGGACGUGGUGCUGGUUACGCUAAAUUACAGACUAGGGGUUCUCGGUUUUCUGAAUCUCUACGACAAAGUGGCAACGGGUAAUCAAGGUAUGAAGGAUGUGAUUAUGGCGUUACAAUGGGUGCAAAAAAAUAUAUCACAAUUCGGUGGAGAUCCGAAAAACGUCACUAUCUUUGGCGAGAGCGCUGGUGGAGCUAUCGUGCAUUUUCUAACUCUGUCUCCGUUAGCUAAAGGUGCAACCUAUAAUCCUAUUGAUACGCAAUGAUGUAAAAUCAGCAAAUUUUAUCUCAUUUAAUAUUCAAAGAUUUAUUGGCUGUUUUGAACUUGAUCUUUGCUAUAAAAAAAAAAAUACUCGAGCACUGCCAAGAUAAA
Molecule: messenger RNA, 1221 nt
Organism: Wasmannia auropunctata (little fire ant)
Lineage: Eukaryota; Metazoa; Arthropoda; Insecta; Hymenoptera; Formicidae
Product: cholinesterase-like
Exons: 3
Coding region: 473-1114 (213 amino acids)
Source: RefSeq, a predicted model, not a curated record